Messenger RNA from Ambispora leptoticha, 1908 nucleotides. The record is from the annotation of a GenBank genome assembly. NCBI's taxonomy places the organism in Eukaryota, Fungi, Glomeromycota, Glomeromycetes, Archaeosporales, Ambisporaceae.
AUGGAUAAUGAAUUUGAAGAAGAGGAGUUCGAGGAAACGCAGGAUUUAAAUAUAAAGAUAAACUCCACAAAUCGUGAUGCAGUCUUCUUUGCGAUCGAUUGUUCAGAAUCAAUGUUGAAACCUGAUAGCUCCGACAUUGACAACGUUGAAAGCGACCGCGAAAACAAAGACCCUAAUAUUCCUUUGCGUUCCGCUAUUCGCGCUGCGUCUGAGGUCUGCCUACGUAAAAUUAUUGAUCGGACGCAAGAUUAUGUUGGAGUUCUUUUUUAUAAUACCAAAGAACACAAAAAUAAAUCAGACGCGGCUCACAUAUAUGUUCUUCAUGAUGUUGAUUUCCCCGAUGUCAAUAGGAUCAGAGAGCUUAGUGAACUUGCGUCAGGCGAAAUCAAUUUUGACGAGCGCAUAGGAUCUAGUAAUGAAGAGUUCCCGCUCGCUAACGUGUUCAUGGCGUGUCGUGAAUCCCUCGCGCAAUUAUCUCCUUCCUUUAAGACUAAAAGAAUAUUCUUUAUUACGGAUCAAGAUCAGCCACAUAAAAAAAAUAGAUACUUACGAAGCGCGGCAAUUACACGAACUCACGACUUGGCCGAAAUCGGCAUUGAAGUAAAUCUAUUUAGUAUCAAUCGGCCCGACAAGCAAUUCAAUUUCAACGCGUUCUGGAGCGAAAUUGUCAGUGACGAAGAUCUUAAAAAAAAUCACGUAAACACUUCUGGUGAUAUUGAAGUGUUAGUUCAACACGUGAUGACAAAAGAAGCUCCUAGACGCUCUAUAUUCUCUUUACCGUUCCGUUUGGGUCCUGAUGAUACGCUUACUUUCGGGGUCAAAGGAUACGUACUUUGUAUCGAGAAAAAAAAGCCAACACAUCAAUGGGCAUAUAUGAAAUCUGAGGCGAUUAAAUUAGCGAAAUCCAAAUCUACCUAUAUAUGCGCGGAUACCGCACAACGUCUAUUAAGUGCCGACAUUAAAUAUUAUUAUGAAUUUGGUGGCGAAAAGAUUGUUUUUACCAACGACGAAAUAAACGAACUAAAAAAAUUCGGCGAAAUGGGAAUCACGCUCCUUGGAUUUAAACCUUACAAUAGAUUCAAGUUUCAUUACCAUAUCGAACAUCCUUAUUUCAUUUACCCGGACGAAGAGAAAUACGAAGGAAGUACUCGGACGUUUGCAGCAUUACAUCAAAAAAUGCUUGAACUGGAAAAAAUUGCAAUUUGUCAAGUACGGCUUCGCAAGACCUCGGUUUCUCGUAUCUCUGCACUUGUAGCUCAGAAAGAAGAAUUGGACGAAUACGGCGCUCAAAUUCAUCCGCCUGGCAUUCAAAUGUAUUUUCUUCCAUAUGCUGAAGAUUUACGGCCCUUGCCAGAAUGGUCUGAACUUACAUCAGCACCUUCGGACUUGGCCCAAAUCAUGGAAGAAGUAAUAACUCCUCUUACCAUAAAAAGCGGCUUUUCACCAGACAAAUUCAAGAGUCCUGCUCUCAAACGAUUUUAUGACGUGUUACAAUGUAUCGCGCUUGAUAAAGAACUGCCGGAAACCUAUACUGAUUCUACAGUUCCAAAAGUCAAUGCUAUUCGAAAGCGUGUUGGAAAGAAAUUUCUCGAGUUCAAUAAACGUGUAAUUUUAGACGCAGAAGAAAUCAAAGCUAAUCGCCAAGACAUCGUCCACGAACCGAAGCCAACAAAAGCGAGAGCGCAAAGGAAGGCAACGACAGACACUGCGGCCAAGUCAAAAACGAAAGCUGCGCCUGAAGAUGGCGUUGAUGUAGAAGCAUUGUGGAAGGACGGGCGGGCUGAAAAGGCGAAAGUUGCGGACAUAAAAGCAUAUCUAACAAAGAUAGGGCGCACUGUUACUGGGAAAAGAAAAGCCGAGUUAUUGGAAGAGUUGGAUUCGGUCAUGAAAGAAAAGUACCCCGACUAA